CUUUUUCCCGCAGCUAACGACCGAGCCCAAAAAGAACAAGACGCGAUCCAAUCAUCACCACUCGCCCAGUCGCCCUAGCUAGCUAGCUAAGAACUCCAGCGCCGAUCGAGAGCUACCUAGAUCUCUCUCUCUCUCUCUCUCUCUCUCUCUCUCUCUCGAGCGGGGUCGGGCAAAUAAUAAACGGAACAUCUGGCCAUGGCGUGGAAGAGGAAGAACGGCAGCGCCAGCGGGUCGCCCGCACGCGGGGCCGGCGCCGGCUACGAGGAGGCGGAGAAGGUCCCGAGAGGCCACGUCCCGAUGCUGGUCGCUGGCGGGGACGACGACGGCGAUGGUGGCCAGCGGGUGCUGGUGCCGGUGCGGCUUCUCAGCGACCCAUCCAUCGCGGAGCUUCUCGACAUGGCGGCGCAGCGGUACGGGUACGGCCAGCCGGGCGUGCUGCGGGUGCCCUGCGACGCCGGCCACUUCCGCCAGGUCCUCGACGGCGCCAUGCACAGAUGCGGGAUCAGCUUGGCGUGAACAAGAGAAGGAGAUUGAGUGGCUGCUAGCUGAUCAAGCUGAGCACUGAGGGGAUUAAUUGUUAAGACACGCACCCCUCCGGCCCGUGUGGCGACCAAGCUAGCUUGUAGCCUUGUACGUACACACAGAUAAUCCUAGCUAGCUGAUUGGUUUGUUCUUCAAUAUAUUGGUUGAUUUGAUCCAUUAUUACAUUCAUUUCUGUAUAUAUUUGAUGAUAGAAGCAGGUUGACUUA
Messenger RNA from Zea mays, 749 nucleotides. Its product is annotated as auxin-responsive protein SAUR40. Bases 196 to 516 code for a protein of 106 amino acids. NCBI's taxonomy places the organism in Eukaryota, Viridiplantae, Streptophyta, Magnoliopsida, Poales, Poaceae. Gene Ontology annotation, biological process: response to auxin. The record is from RefSeq and is a predicted model, not a curated record. The transcript has a single exon.